Arachis ipaensis is the source of this 791-nucleotide messenger RNA. RefSeq names its product thioredoxin-like 3-1, chloroplastic. Gene Ontology annotation, cellular component: chloroplast stroma. Lineage: Eukaryota; Viridiplantae; Streptophyta; Magnoliopsida; Fabales; Fabaceae. The record is from RefSeq and is a predicted model, not a curated record.
UUGAAAGAGAAAAGUGAAAAGGGGUAUGUCUGCUACAGGGUUAUUAUAUCCACAUAUUCUCUAUGGUGAAGUCGUAGUUUACCAGAGAGAUCAACAGCACCAGCACCAGCACCAGUGCUUGGUAAGUAGUAGUAGUGGCAGAUACGUGUUUUUAUCUUCAUUGAAGAGUAGUAGUGGUUGCGGGAACGCUUCUUUUGGGCAGAGGAUUAGGCGGAGGAAUUUCAGAGUUGAAGCGACGUGGCCAGAUUUGUCAAGACCAAGUGUCAUAGAGAUGGAAUCCAUUGAUGAUAGUGAGCAGCUUGAUCAAAUUCUGCUUCAUGCUCAGCAAAAUUCACAACCCAUCAUCAUUGAUUGGAUGGCUGCUUGGUGCCGUAAAUGCAUAUAUUUGAAGCCCAAGUUGGAGAAAUUGGCUGCGGAGUAUGACACAAAGAUCAAAUUUUAUUACGUGGAUGUGAAUAAAGUGCCUCAGACUCUAGUGAAGCGUGGCAAUAUCUCUAAAAUGCCAACAAUUCAGUUGUGGAAAGAUGGGGAGAUGAAAGCAGAGGUGAUUGGAGGCCACAAGGCCUGGCUAGUCAUUGAAGAAGUCAGAGAAAUGAUCCUAAAGUUUCUAUAGUGUGUUCUAUUAUUCUUCAUUCUUCUCUUUUUCUUAUUUUUCACAACCUCAAUGAGCACAUAUGUUUAUUCAUAUAGUAAUUUCUUACUCCCACGAAUCCUCCGAGCUCUGACAUUUUUUUAUAUCAUUCGGGGUAGUUCCCUCGUUUGUUCAGAUUACACUCAAAGAAUGGUGUUAU